CCCCGGCUUCCAUUUCUGUUUCUGGCUACACGGCGCUAGAGAGGAGAAUCUCCGUUUUUUCUAUGUAUAUAUCUUAAUGUAAAUAAAAAUAUAUACUUUCCCGUUGCAAGCACCUACGCCGAAACAAGAAGCCCACCAGAAAAACUGGAAAAGCAACGGAAGCUGGCCUUUUAUUUCACAUUUUAACUUCGCUACGCUACCGAACGGCGUUUUUCCGCCGUUUUUUUUUUUUCCUUUCGCCCCACUCACUCUCCCCCCGUGUGAGUCGGGGCCUGUGUUUUAGCCACGAGGUACGUCGGACCAGCGGGAAUCGGGCGAUGGCGGAGUUCGGAAACGGACUGGCAGAGGAAUCGCUGCUGGAUUCAGACACCGGUCAUCCGGAGCUGGAGGACCCCGGUGUAGGCGACGAAGAACCGGGACUAGAAGAGGGAGAGGCCGCUAUCGAGGACCCGGAGCUGGAGGCCAUUAAAGCCAGGGUGCGAGAGAUGGAGGAGGAGGCUGAGAAGCUGAAGGAGCUACAGAACGAGGUGGAGAAACAGAUGAACCUGAGCCCUCCACCCGCAGGUCCUGUCAUCAUGUCCAUCGAGGAGAAGAUGGAAGCUGACGGCAGGUCAAUUUAUGUAGGAAAUGUGGACUACGGCGCCACGGCGGAGGAGCUGGAGGCUCACUUCCACGGCUGCGGCUCCGUCAACAGAGUUACCAUCCUGUGUGACAAGUUCACCGGGCAUCCCAAAGGGUUUGCGUAUAUCGAGUUUGCGGAUAAGGAGUCUGUGCGGACAGCCAUGGCCCUGGAUGAGUCCCUGUUCAGAGGGAGGCAGAUUAAGGUGGGAGCGAAACGGACGAACCGGCCGGGCAUCAGCACCACGGACCGCGGCUUCCCCAGGGCCCGCUUCCGCUCACGGGGAGGGAACUUCGCCUCAUCCCGCGCGCGGUACUACAGCGGAUACACGCCGCCGCGAGGCAGAGGAAGGGCCUUCAGGGGCCGAGGGCGAUCGACAUCGUGGUAUUCCCCUUACUAAUAAAACCCCCCCAACCCCCCCCUUACUUUCAACCCCCUCUUUAAACCCCACAACCAACCCCCCCAACCCCCCCACAACAAAAAAAAAAGAAAAAAAUGAAAAAUGCCCCCAAAAACGGAAGAACGACGAGAAGAAAAAAAAAAAAAAAAAGACAAAAAAAAAGACAAAAAAAAAAAAACUUCUGCCCGGAGAGAAACAGACAGACUGGCCACAGUGUGCGGUUGUGUGUGCGUGCGUGUUGCGGAGGUGGUGCGGUCACUGGUAAGGUAUUAUAACGGCCAAUGGUGGAGAUUUGGUGGAUCUCUUUGAGAAGAUGAUGUUAAUGUCAGGCUGCAGAUGUGUGUCCUCGUCUGGCUGUGUGACACACACACACACACACACACACACACACACACAGCAACGACAGGAACAAGUAUUUCUAUCAUUUGUAUGGGAAGUGAAAUCGUUUUUUAAGUUGUUGGUUGCUGGGAGUGUCAUGUAUCACCGUUUUUUCUCUGUCUGAAUUUACCUCCCCGCCUCCCUUCACUCACAACUUCUGUUCAUCCAUCUUUCACCCCCUGGUCCCCCCGGACCCCAGGCCCCCCGGCCCCCUUUCUUAGCUGUGUCUCUGCCCGGGGCGGUCUGAGGAGGACCGGACCGCGUGCUUGCUCUGUGGGUUCCGCUCGUUUUAGGUGGAGUCUCCAGGGUUUUUUGUUUUGUUGUUGUUGUUUUUUUUUUUUUCCCCGGGAAGGUGCUCUGAUGUACUCCCUUUUAGUACUCUUAGCAUUCGUCAUUACGGAAUGCAUGGCUGGAGUCUGAUUUUAUUUCUGCUUUUUGUUUUGGUUUGUUCAGGUCCCGCCCCAACUUUGUUAC
Messenger RNA from Conger conger (European conger), 1871 nucleotides. It is a transcript of the gene pabpn1, whose product is annotated as poly(A) binding protein, nuclear 1. Gene Ontology annotation, molecular function: RNA binding. NCBI's taxonomy places the organism in Eukaryota, Metazoa, Chordata, Actinopteri, Anguilliformes, Congridae. The record is from RefSeq and is a predicted model, not a curated record. The transcript is spliced from 7 exons. The coding region runs from base 318 to 1019 and encodes 233 amino acids.